AUGGCGUAUGACUCAGAUUCUGAUGAUAUGUUCGUAAUGCUGGACGGCGAGGGUCGCAUCUUCGGCUGCGGCGAUGGCAUGGACUACUCGUUCAGGGUCGAGGCUGAUUUCCCAACGCCGCCGCCGUCGACGAACUCCGUCGCGGACGAACAGACCACGAUCGAUGAUCUCAUCAGAGAAUGCCUUACCUGCGAUAUGAUGACAGAAUGCACGCUUUGGCUCGGCGCGGAAGACAUGGAAGCGCCUAAUUGUGCGCUUGAACAGCUGGCUGCCGCGAUCUUCAAGCACCACACCAAAUCUUGUGAUGACUUUGACCCCGAGUCGUCAGGUGUCGAGUGGUGGAUCCAGUCGCGCGAUCCGGGGACCAACCAAGGAUUGACGCUCCACUGGGAUAAGGACGAAAAUCUGAGGAUCCAUCAUGGACUAUAUGCCCAUCCUCAACUCUCAACGGUGACUUACUUGACCGAAGGGGCGCCCACAGUCAUCUUUGAUGGACUCACAGUCCCCGCGAUAGCCAGGCACGGCAACGGCACGCCCACGGGUCUCUCGCCAUCGCCAGAGUGUACUGGCGUGUACGUGAGUUACCCUAAGCCCGGUAAGCACAUAGCGUUCGACGGUAGGCUUCUGCACGGCGUGUUAAAUGACUUGUCGCCAGAAUCAUCGAAGGACGCUAGGCGCGUGACUUUCCUGGCCAACGUCUGGUUGAACCACAUGCCGAAGGGUGUGAGGCGAUUGCCGCUCGAUGCUGCCACAGGUUUUGGUCUAAUGAAGCCGACGACAUUUCUUGCCGCGAAGGCUGCCCCAAAACCACGAGAGGUGACCAAGAAGAUUGCACCGAUGGGCGGCAACGACCUCUUCGAUUUUGGAUGCUUUGGGUGGAACGGGGAUGACUUCAAGCUGAGUUCUAAGCUCCCAAAGUCCUCGUUAUCGGACAGCGGAAGCGGAACGCUUCUCGUGGAGUGCUCGGGCAUACAGGUGGUGGAGAAUGAGAAGCAAGGUGGGGAGCAGAAGAGCGCGAAGAGGCAACGUGUUGAGUGA
Molecule: messenger RNA, 1038 nt
Organism: Micromonas commoda
Lineage: Eukaryota; Viridiplantae; Chlorophyta; Mamiellophyceae; Mamiellales; Mamiellaceae
Exons: 1
Coding region: 1-1038 (345 amino acids)
Source: RefSeq, a predicted model, not a curated record